AUGGGUUUGAAGACACUUUCGGCAAAGGCGGCCGCAGCGCUGGACAAGGAGCUGAUGAGCACUGGUGCCUUUUCCAUCGACCAACUGAUGGAGCUCGCUGGUCUCUCCGUCUCACAAGCAGUGUACCGCGUCCACCCGCUCAGCAAGGGUCCGAAUGUUCUUGUUGCCUGCGGGCCCGGCAACAACGGUGGUGAUGGUCUAGUCGCCGCCCGUCACCUUCGUCACUACGGUUACAAACCCAGCAUUUACUACCCCAAGCGGAGUAAGAAUGAACUGUACCAACGACUGGCGCAGCAGCUGGAGGACCUGAACGUCCCAUUUGUGGACGACUUUCCCACGGCCCUGAAGUCGACGGACCAUAUCGUGGAUGCCAUCUUCGGAUUCAGCUUCUCUGGCGAGGUCCGGGAGCCCUUCCCGGCGGUGAUCAAGGCGCUCGAGGAGACGAAAUUGCCCGUAACUUCAGUUGACGCCCCAUCAUCAUGGAAUAUCGAGGAUGGCCCGCCAUCGUCUGGCCUCGGCAGCUCUUUUCACCCUGAGGUACUCGUCAGCCUGACAGCACCUAAGCCGUUGGUGAAGCAUUUCAAGGGACGACACUUUGUCGGAGGAAGGCAUGUCCCAAGCUCGAGGAACCCCAAAAAUAAGAAACUUUCGCAGGCUAACCUUGGGAGCAGAUUCGUUUCGCCAGGUAUUGCUGAAAAAUACAACCUGGACCUUCCACAGUACGAAGGCAUCGACCAGGUGGUAGAAGUGGACAAUAACGGUCAGAAGCUGUAA
Messenger RNA from Colletotrichum gloeosporioides, 774 nucleotides. RefSeq names its product NAD(P)H-hydrate epimerase. NCBI's taxonomy places the organism in Eukaryota, Fungi, Ascomycota, Sordariomycetes, Glomerellales, Glomerellaceae. The coding region runs from base 1 to 774 and encodes 257 amino acids. The record is from RefSeq and is a predicted model, not a curated record. Gene Ontology annotation, cellular component: mitochondrion. The transcript is spliced from 6 exons. Gene Ontology annotation, molecular function: NAD(P)HX epimerase activity.